CUUUCGCGUCGUGGUGGCUCAAUUGACCAAUUCCCACCUGAAAAGCUGUCGACCAAGAGACAGGUGCAGUCAAUACUCCAAAUUACCUUCAGGAUGGGUCGUGAGCCCCUUGUUUUCCAACAUUUGACAGUCUCUUAGCCGUCCUCGGCUUGGAAAGUGGCUGCGAUAACCAUCCAAAAACCCUCUCAGAAUAUCAUCAACUUCGCUUGCGCCAUGGACCUCAUCCAGGCUCUCGGGGUUAUCGCCAACAGCCUACUACAGCCAGCCAACGAAGGAGGCGCCGUGGUGAUCACGUCAUUCUCGCCGAAAUUUUGGUCGACAGGUCUGGAUGUUAACGAGCAUCACAGAAAUCCCGGUUCUCAUGCAGAGGGGUUUUACCCCCUGGUCGCUAAAAUCCUGAGCUACCCAUUUCCAGUUGUGGCCAUGAUCACGGGCCAUACUUUUGGUGGAGCGAGUCUAGUUGCUCUGGCUUGUGAUUACCGUUUCAUGAACAGCCGCAGGGGCUUCCUCUCUUUGCCUUCUAUCAACCUGGGUGUGUAUUUCCCAGGCAUAGGGAUGCUACCGAGGUUAAAGUUGCGGCCCCACAUCGCGAGAAAGAUGUUGAUGGAAGGAUUCAGAUGGACGAGUAGGGAGGCCUUAGAAGAUUGGAUCGUGGACGAGAUUGCGGAACCAGAUGUAAUGCUGGAUCGGGCCAUCGCAGUCGCACAAGAACAUGCCCCCAAGGCCAGCGCCAAUGUCUACGCGCUGUUGCGCUCAGAAUUGUAUGGGAAAGCAUUCGAUGCAUUCGAACGCUUAUCCCAUAUCCCCGAGCCGAGAACGGACCCAGCUGUAAAGGCAAAUAUUUAAUUUCGUAGUAGAUGUUAGCUCCUAAACCUGAAGCAACUUUCUG
Molecule: messenger RNA, 889 nt
Organism: Ilyonectria robusta
Lineage: Eukaryota; Fungi; Ascomycota; Sordariomycetes; Hypocreales; Nectriaceae
Product: ClpP/crotonase-like domain-containing protein
Exons: 1
Coding region: 214-846 (210 amino acids)
Biological process (GO): fatty acid beta-oxidation
Cellular component (GO): peroxisome
Molecular function (GO): delta(3)-delta(2)-enoyl-CoA isomerase activity; enoyl-CoA hydratase activity
Source: RefSeq, a predicted model, not a curated record